This is a messenger RNA of Hevea brasiliensis (rubber tree), 3479 nucleotides long. RefSeq names its product pentatricopeptide repeat-containing protein At5g01110. The record is from RefSeq and is a predicted model, not a curated record. The transcript is spliced from 4 exons. Gene Ontology annotation, molecular function: protein binding. Bases 177 to 2375 code for a protein of 732 amino acids. Lineage: Eukaryota; Viridiplantae; Streptophyta; Magnoliopsida; Malpighiales; Euphorbiaceae.
ACCCGACAAGAAGGAAAUAGAAGCCCAGUAAGAAUUAGGAGAGGGUAGGGUUACCUGCCGAAGAACAGCCUCAGUAUUCAUUGUGCUCACUCUUUAGAAAUCUCUUCUUCUCUGUUCAGAGAAGAGCGCUCCGAACUUGUAAACAGACAGAAAAGGGUAUUGGGUAUUUCACAGAAAUGCUCAUUCAUUGCUUGCUUUGUCAGAAACAGUAUCGCGGAAUCUUCAACACCCACAAAAGAUUUUUCUCUAUCACCACUCUUCUAAACCGUGCCCCUAAAUAUGGCCUCGAGGCCUCUCAAAAUCCACCCCAACAACCCCUUUCAUCAACACCACUACCGGAUUUGUUCUUGGUGGAGAAAAUUCUAUUGAAUUUAAAGCAAGGUAAUGUAAAUUCUUUGCUCAACUAUCAUUUCCGCUUAAACCCAUUGGUCAUAGUUGAGGUGUUAAAGCGUUGCCGUGAUAAUUUACAACUUGCUCUAAGAUUUAUUGAUCAUGCUGUGUUACGUGGUAAGAAUGUUAAGCACUCAUCCAUGUCAUUGAGUGCAAUGAUUCAUGUUUUGGUACUGAGUAGAAGAUUAUCUGAUGCACAAGCUUUGAUUCUUAGGAUGAUUAGGAGAAGUGGAGCUUCGAGGGUUGGGAUUGUUGAAUCCUUGAUAUCAAUGAGUAGUACUUGUCAAUUAGAUAAUUUCGUGUUUGAUUUGCUAAUUAGGACUUAUGUGCAAGCUAGGAAGUUAAGGGAAGGGACUGAUGCGUUUACAAUUUUGACUAGCAAAGGGUUUUUGGUGUCUAUAAAUGCUUGUAAUAGUCUUCUUGGAGGACUAGUGAAAAUGGGUUGGGUUGAUUUGGCAUGGGAAGUGUAUGGUGAAAUUGUUAGAAGUGGGAUUGAAUUGAAUGUUUACACACAAAAUAUUAUGGUCAAUGCGUUGUGUAAAGAUUACAAAAUUGAUGAUGUUAAGAAAUUUUUAUUCGAUAUGGAGCAGAAAGGAAUUUUUGCAGAUAUUGUAACAUAUAAUACUCUUAUCAAUGCAUAUUGUCGCGAAGGACGUUUAGAUGAAGCUUUUGGGGUAAUGAACUCAAUGUUAAAUAAGGGGUUGAAACCGGGUCUCUUUACAUAUAAUGCUAUUAUCAAUGGUUUAUGUAAAAAGGGAAGCUUUGCUAGAGCAAAGGGAGUUUUGGAUGAGAUGUUGAGCAUCGGAUUGAGUCCUGAUACUACCACUUAUAACACAUUGCUUGUUGAAAGUUGUAGAAAAGACAAUUUUUCAGAAGCUGAAAAAAUAUUUGGUGAAAUGUUGCAUAGAGGCAUUGUUGCUGAUUUGGUUAGCUUCAGUUCGCUCAUUAGGGUGUUUUCAAAAAAUGGACAUCUUGAUCGGGCAUUGGUUUACUUUAGAGAUAUGAAGAAAUCUGGCUUGGUUCCAGAUAAUGUGAUUUACACUGUUCUUAUAGAUGGUUAUUGUAGAAAUGGAAUGAUAUUGGAGGCUUUGACAAUACGGGAUGAAAUGCUUGAGCAGGGCUGUGUUUUGGAUGUGGUUACAUAUAAUACAAUAUUAAACGGGUUGUGCAAAGAGAAGGUGCUCAUGGAUGCAAAUGCACUGUUUGAUGAGAUGCUCGAAAGGGGCGUGUUUCCUGAUUUUUACACUUUCACCACUCUGAUUCAUGGACAUUGCAAGGAUGGAAAUAUGAAUAAAGCACUAAGCUUAUUUGGAGCAAUGAAUCAGAGGAAUAUCAAACCAGACAUUGUUACAUACAAUACUUUAAUUGAUGGAUUUUGCAAGGUAGGUGAAAUGGAGAAAGCUAAUCAGUUGUGGUUUGAUAUGAUUUCUAGGAAGAUAUUUCCCAAUCACAUUUCAUAUGGCAUUUUAAUAAAUGGGUAUUGUAAUCUGGGCUUUGUAUCUGAGGCCUUCAGACUGUGGGAUGAGAUGAUUGAGAAAGGCAUCAAGCCUACUCUUAUCACUUGCAAUACUGUUGUAAAGGGCUAUUGCCGGUCAGGUGAUGCAUCUAAGGCAGAUGAAUUCUUGUGCAAGAUGAUUUCGAAAGGAGUUCUUCCUGAUAGCAUCACAUAUAACACCCUCAUUAAUGGAUUUGUAAAAGAAGAAAAUAUGGACAAAGCUUUCUUUCUAGUCAAUAAGAUGGAAAAAGAUGGGCUUUUGCCAGAUGUCAUUACGUAUAAUGUAAUUCUGAAUGGGUUCUGUAGGCUAGGUAAAAUGCAGGAGGCUGAACUGAUCUUACGGAAAAUGAUUGAGAAAGGAAUAAAUCCUGAUAGAUCCACUUAUAUAGCUUUGAUAAAUGGGCAUGUCUCCCAUGACAAUUUGAAGGAGGCAUUUCGAUUUCAUGAUGAAAUGCUGCAAAGGGGCUUUGUACCAGAUGAUAAAUUUUAACUUUAUCUGCAUACCACAUUCUGUCAUUGUUGAUAGAACGUGUGUUGAGGUUCAUGAUGAAAUGAUGCAAAGGAGAUUUUGCCAGAUGAUGAAUCCUAAUUGUUUUGCUACUGUAGCCUAAAGAUCUGUGAAAUCCUUUUCUCUCAUGCCAGGAGCCCAAGAAGGCUUGAUUGUGUUAUUAUGUGAAGUUCCUUGUUUCCUUGUUGAUCACGUUGAAGGAAGUCACUCUGUGGAGCAACCUAUGCACAAAGUGGAAGCUGACUGGUUAAGUGCUUCUGUUGCUGUAAUGGUAAACAUCUGAAGCCUGAAGAAUGGUGAAUUCGUUAAAACUAAGCUGAUUUUUUUCUUUUCCAUUUCCACAGAACUAUUUAAAAAAGAGUCUUGCGUUUAUGUUUAUGGUAAUUGCCAUCCCUGAUUAAAGCUUUAAAAUUUAGAAAAGCUUUCGAGGGAUCUGCAAUAUGGACUUACCUCCCCCUAUAUUUGUAAGCAAGAAAAUGUUCCUGUAUUGGGAUACAUUACACAGACGUACAAAGUUAAAUAUUUUUCACUUCUCACAGUUCACUUAUUUUUUUGUUCUCUUGUUGAUAUGAACCAUGAAAUCAUUCUUGAAGAUUUUGAAAAGCUCUACAGCUUUUUUCAUCAUUAGGCAAACUAUUUUGUUUUCUCAAUCACUAUGCAGUAACUAUGGAUCUUUAGUAACCCAGUUUGUUUUCCAAGCAAAAGCUUUUGGAUCAUGUUCUCUUCUCACAAUAUAUAUCUUGCUUAAUAUUGUGUUCUUUAGGGUAACUGAGAAAGCUCAGAGUGGCUAAAGAAAGCCAGAUUCAAGCUCCAAGCUUUUUGUUGAAAGCCCUCUUGAUAGGUUGAAUGCUAUACCGGUUGAAGGAGAAUAGGUUGAAGAACAAAUCUACUGAUGUUGAAGAGUAGAUCGAGGAACCAUUGUUGAAUGGAGGAACGGGGGCGACAGCAGCAGACUCAAAACAGAUGUAGUGGCGGAGAUAAUUAAAGGAGGAAGAGGAAGCUAGCUAUUAGCGAAGAUCACACGUAGAAGGUGAAAUAUUGCCUGAAUGAUAUAAAGGGAAUGUAAGAAUUUAAAAGGAAUAAGGU